Rhodofomes roseus is the source of this 1513-nucleotide messenger RNA. RefSeq lists its product as uncharacterized. The transcript is spliced from 10 exons. Bases 438 to 1412 code for a protein of 324 amino acids. The record is from RefSeq and is a predicted model, not a curated record. Lineage: Eukaryota; Fungi; Basidiomycota; Agaricomycetes; Polyporales; Fomitopsidaceae.
UGGGCGGCCGGGUAAAUUGCGAUCGACGACGCAUGACGCCACCAGGGCUGCCCCGCUGCGGCGACCGGAGGCUGGCAACGCGUUGGUCGAUCCGCGCGUGCAGUGAGAGCGUCGCCGCCCUUGCCUAGAUGACGCGUCGUUCUGGUCGUGCUGUGGUCCGCAACGACCCGGGCGGAAGCGUCUUCUUCCCCAAACGGCAGGCGGUGUGGUUCUCUUUCCCACUGGCCCCGGCAGCACAUUGACACUGGACAGUGACCCAGAUGCCGGCGAAAACCAAUCGAUGACGACUCCCCACGGCCGGGCGGGGCUGCUUCGUUUUCCAGCUCGAGCCUUCGAUCGAGGGGGAGGCAUGCCACGUGUGUAUAUAGGUUGCGUCCGACAGUGUUUGCCGCCACGCAUACCCCCUGAAGUACUCACCGACACGGAUUCUUGCCGAAAUGGGAAUCUUCACAGAGGCGUACUACCUGCUCUUGAUAUUCUGGCGCAACUGCUUCCCCGCGGGCAACUUCAAGGCGGAGGAUGUGCCUGACCUCAGCGGGCGCGUUGCAGUCGUCACCGGAGGCAAUGUGGGUAUAGGAUGGGAGACGAUCAAGGUCCUCCUCCAGCGCAACGCGAAAGUGUAUAUGGCGUCGCGAAGCAGGCACAAGGCCGAGGCGGCGAUCGAGCGCCUCAAGACAGAGACGGGCAAGGAAGCCAUCUUCCUCGAGCUCGACCUCGGCAGCCUCGCAUCGGUCCGCAGGGCUGCAAGCGAGUUCCUGAGCAAGGAGUCGGAGCUGCAUAUCUUGUUCAACAAUGCGGGAGUGAUGGGCCCGCCCCUCGACCAGCUCACGUCCGACGGCCUCGACCUCCAGUUCGGCACCAACGUUAUCGGCCACCACCUCCUUACCAAGCUCCUUCUCCCCGCCCUCCUCGCAGGCGUACGCUCCUCGCCCGACCAGCACGCACGUGUGAUCACGACGUCCUCCUCCGGCGCGAUGAUUGGCGCGAUAGAUUUUGCGUCCGUGCGCGACGGCCCGGCACGGAGGAAGUACACGAAGGAGGCGCUGUACGCGCAGAGUAAGCUGGCGAAUGCGAUCCAGGCGCGCGAGCUGGCGAAGCGGUAUGGAGGGGAAGGGAUUGUGGCCAUCUCUGCCGACCCCGGGAGCAUCGAGACGGACCUCCAGCGGUACUACCGCGACGUUCCUGGCAUCGUGGGGGUGCUUACACACCUCUUCUUGAAGACGAUCCUCCGCCCCGCGCCCUUCGGCGCGCUCACGCAGCUCUGGGCGGGCACCAUGCCCGAGGCGAUCAAUCACAACGGCAAGUACGCGAUCCCGGCGGCGCGCAUCGCACCGUGCCGCGCGGAGGCAUAUGACGACGAGCUCGGGAAGCGGGUGUGGGAGUUCUUGGAGGAAGAAGUCAGGGAGGCGUAGCCUAGAAGCAACCCGAGGGAGCUCUAUCACGAUCCCUCCCAUUUUCUGGACCCUUACUUGUUCGUACUGUUGGUAUACAAGCUCUGUCUGUGGUGGGCAAA